ACACGCACCAAUCUUGGAAGCUAGCAAACUUGCUUUCUUCAGAAUCUCAGAUAAGCAUUUGGGAAAAAUAAACCAAGAUUCAUAUAUAGCUCUAUGUCGUUGGAGGUUUAGCCGGAAAAAUGUUGACGGUUUUUGAGAAAGCGGUCGGAAAACCGCCCGAGGAGCUGAGGGUUCCUUCGAAUGUGGUGGAGAAGGCAAAGACCAGAGAGGAGAUUUUGGAGAUUUUCCAGUCGUCGUGUCCCGAGUCCACUGUUUACCACCUUUCUAAUGGAAGUUUCAUGGCUUUGUCACAGGACAAUGAGAGUGUUCAGCCACACCCAAGGUGCAUUGUUGUCCUAGACGAUGUCUUCUGCAUUUUUAUAGGCACUUUGGAAAACACUUCUGACCUGAGACGACACUACGGCCUUCCAAGACAAGCAACAGAAGCUAUGGUCGUUGUUGAAGCCUAUAAAGUCCUAAGAGAUCGCGCACCCUACCCUCCGGAUCAAGUCAUCAAAGAUCUACAAGGAAAAUUCGCAUUUGUUCUCUUCGAUGCUAGAACCGAUACGCUUUUUGCUGCCAGGGACCGAGAUGGAAGCGUGGAGCUUCACUGGGGAAUGGCAGGUGAUGGAUCCCUAGUCUGCUCACACAAUCUUGACAUCAUCAUCGAGGCUUGUGGAAAAUUUUGUUCACCUUUCCCUCCAGGUUGCAUAUUCACAAGUGGAAGUGGGUUGAUGAGCUUUGUUCAUCCAAUGCACAAGGUAAGGGCAAUUAGGCUCGAAGACGACAAUGGACAAGUUCGUGGAGUAACGUUUCAGGUGGAUCUGUACACGCGAAUUCCCAGCAUUCCUCGCACUGGUAGUGCUUCAAAUUGGGCCGACAUAACUCUUGUCGAGGAGGAGAAUAACAUUCAUCCCUGAGACUCUGCCUGCUAGCUACAAUAAGUUGUAUUUUCUAAUUAACCGGUGAGUUUUAAACUAGACUGUAUAAUAAAUAUAGAACAAGUUUAGUGGCUGUGCCAUUAUGUGGUCCUAUUGCCCUUUAGAGGUCUUGAAUGCUUCUAUUUUUAAGGUCAAAUGCAUUGUUCGUCA
Messenger RNA from Pyrus x bretschneideri (Chinese white pear), 1070 nucleotides. Its product is annotated as stem-specific protein TSJT1. The transcript is spliced from 4 exons. The coding region runs from base 120 to 899 and encodes 259 amino acids. NCBI's taxonomy places the organism in Eukaryota, Viridiplantae, Streptophyta, Magnoliopsida, Rosales, Rosaceae. The record is from RefSeq and is a predicted model, not a curated record.